AAUCCAUGCAAUUUCUUAGCGAAGAAUCAGCGUGGUCCAAAAACAUUAAAUUUGCGUGGGCUUCAAUUCUUCAAUUGAGUUUUAAUAACGCUUCAAUUAAUUCACCAGAGAAGAUUCAAGUGUACAGCGCUUCAGAGAAAACUAUCUAUGGAGAGUGUCCGACUAAUUACAUUAUUGAUGCUAACCACCCAGAGAUCAAUGAAACUCAGGAUGUGUUUGUUAAGAAAUUUUACUCACCAUCCCAGUGCAGUAAAUUCAAUACCCUAGUUUCUAAUUCAGAUGAGUCGAUUUAUAACACCGCUAGCCAUAUGUUAUAUGGACUUAAAAAAGAAGGUGAUAAUUUCUCGCUCGAAGAAAUUAACUCUAUUGGACAAUUCCACUUCUGCCCUUUCCGCAACGAGAAUGAUACUUUCUACAUCCAUAUCAAUGUAACAUAUAAUCUCAAGGAAAUUGUAUCAAGUGAAAAUUCAUUACUGAUAGCUGAUUUCAAUAAUUCACUAUUGUUUCACGACUGGACUUACGAAUCAUCAAAGUCUAAUUAUGGGGAGAAUACAGCUUCGGAUUUAACUAGCGGACGUCAUGAUGUCAACCAAAAAAAUCUUAAAGAUAAAAUCAAACAAUUGUUGAUAAUUGCUGCAAAUUACAUUGAAAAAAAUCAAAAUGAAGCUAAAGAACUUAACUGGGAACAGGGAAAAACUAUAAACAAAAUCCUUAGGCUAUUGUAUCAGGCUGACAUUUUAUCACUCGAAGAAAUCUUUAAUAGUUUCAAGAACGCUUCUAGUCAAACUGAACAUACUGCAGGGGACUUAUUGAAAGGAAUUUUGCCUCAUAUAGGAACCGCAGCAUCGAGCUUCUUCAUUAAGGAUCUUGUAAAAAAUAAAUUAGUCAGUGACUCUACAGCGAUGGAAUUGUUGGUAAAACUUCCGUUCUAUAUUCGUGAACACUCUGAGAUUUUGAUGGAAUUGGAAACUUUGUUCGACAAUGAAUCGCUCGAUCCAAAAGUCCGUAAAUCAGCCAUUCUUUCUUACUCAACUUUAAUUUCCAGAACUUUUGGCAACAAAAAUAACGAGUCACUUAAAAAAUAUCAGAAAGCGUAUUACGACCAUCUUAUAAAUGAGAAAAAUUAUGAUUUUCAACAAAUUUACAUCUUUGCUUUGGGCAAUAUACUAAAUGGUGCCGAUAGCAAUUACUUAGCACCAAUUGUUAAGGGUGUUGUUAAAAUAAAUCCAAAUCCAAAUGGAAUUCGGCUAUUAGCAUCGAGGGCAAUCCAAACAUCGUUGAAAUCAGACUAUGCUUUUGGUUCUGAUUUAUUCUGGUCUAUCAUGGCUGAUUACACUCUACCUUCGACGCUUCGCAUUUCUGCGUAUGAAUAUCUUAUUUAUAACGCUCAGUCGGAGGCAGAUGUCCUUCGUAUUCACUGGUUUAUAGUUUACGAGAAUAGUAAACACUUGUACAAUUACCAUUGCUCAUUAAUUCGGGAUUUAGCCGUCUCAUCUGAUCCAUCCGAGGCUCAACUCAAAGAAAUCACUUUAAAAAUUUGGCGUUUCAUUGAUAGUCCUGAAAAAAUAUCCGACAAAAUGUCAAUUUCUCAGACCCACAAUGCAGUAGAUGACAACGGAAAUGGAUUCAAGAUAAGAUUUUCCUUAAUUUACAAUGAAGAGAAGAACGUCAUUGAACAAUUUUACGCUGAACAAAUUUUCUUCGAAGGACAUAAAACUGUCACCAAUUGGGGCAUUUACUUGAAUGUUGAAGGCAUGGAUUACUUAUUGACAUUGUUAAACAAUGACGUCGUAAAAAUAAAGGGCUCUUUUACCCAGGCAUUUAUUAUCGAACUGAUUAAGAAAUUCCCAGCUGCUAUGGCAGCAAUGCCGGAUUCUCAUAUGGUUAUUGUAUUAUUUUAUAAAUCACGACCUGUGUUAUCAGACUAUUACACCGCUCAAUCAUGGAAAAACUUAAAAAAUGACAUUGACACUGUAUUGAAGGCAUUUGACACUCCAUCAAAUAAUGGAACUUUGAAUACUUCUAACCAAGUUACUACAUUAUAUGAUGUGUUUUAUCACAGCUUGUACGAAUAUAAUUUCAUUAAUGAUCUGGGAAUACCAUUUACAUUCUCUGGUCUUAGCCCAGCUGUAUAUGCAGUCAAUGUAUCGAGGAACGAAUCAAAGGAAGCUAAGUCGAUACAAACAGAAAUUGAAGCUAAAAUGUGGUUGGUUCGCGAAUAUGGUAUUUUAAUGUAUAAUCCAUUUAUAGAUGUUUGGCAUAUUGCUGUACAAACAUCGAUAGUCUUAUUUCGCGGUUCAUUAGAGAAUAACGUUUAUCUUAAUUCUGUUCUUGAAUUCAUUAAUGCGGAUUACCCGAAACAAUUGGAUAUUAAAUUUAUUGAAGCUGACGUAAUAAUUAUUGACAAAAAAAGUGUUGCUAUUGAUGAUGAUAGUUCGAGUCCAUAUUCAAAAUACUUGAUUGUCACUAGAGAUGCGAAUAAUCUCAAGAAUACUACUACUAUCGUACUUAAUCAGAAUGAUCAAUUUGAAUGGCAAACAACUUCAUUCGAUUGUGAUAAUGAGGCUGGAAUAAUUUCAAGUGAACAAUGGUUGAAACAAUGGCUACAUAAUAAUUACGAAUUGGACUUGUUCCCAAUUUCACGUGAAUUGAAAAAUUGUGGAAACUUUGUUAAAAUUCAACCAAUUGACAAAGUUACUCCAUCCCGUUUUGUGUAAAAUGAAAAUACAACUAAAUUUACACGAAUUG
Molecule: messenger RNA, 2748 nt
Organism: Cotesia glomerata
Lineage: Eukaryota; Metazoa; Arthropoda; Insecta; Hymenoptera; Braconidae
Exons: 7
Coding region: 6-2717 (903 amino acids)
Biological process (GO): lipid transport
Molecular function (GO): lipid carrier activity
Source: RefSeq, a predicted model, not a curated record